CUUCAAAAGUCUAAAAUUUUCGAUAUUUCCAUUUUACUUUUAUUUCUUCCAUAUCAAAAAAAAUGUAUCAAACGAUCAUUCUAGGAUCCAUUCUAUUGGUAUCAUUUUAUAUUUUAAAGCGUGUUCGCAAACCAAAAUUCAAUAUGCCACCUCUUGUUCGUUAUAACAUUCCAAUUAUCGGUCAUACUUAUAGUUAUACGUUUAAUUCCGAAGAAUUCCUUAAACAAUGCAAAAAGGAGUAUGGUGGUAUCUUUAGUAUAUAUGUAUGGGGUCAAGUGAGAACAAUCGUCGGAAAAGAAUAUUCGCAAGAGAUAUUAUCAAGGGAUGAUGCGUUUAAUUUUGGGAAAGCAUUUUUCGAAAUAAUUCCGUAUGACUUAUUACUUAAACAUAUGGGUUUAGUAAAUAUGUUAAAUAUGCCAAAAUUGCUUAAAGAACAUAUUUUUUGUAAAUUAAAUUUUUAUUCUGAACGUAUGCAAAAAUGUCUUCAUUCUGCCACUCAAAAAUAUAUUGAUAGUAAUGUUCAUGAUGAUCCAAAAGUUUUUGAUAAUAUGUAUUUUUUAAUAAUUAAAAUUAUUUCUACUCCUGUUGCAAAUGUUUUUAUUGGUGAAGAGGAAUCGAAAUAUGAUGAAGUUGUAACAACAUUUGCAGAAUUUACAAGUGAUUUAUCGACAUUAAUAAAAAUUCCACCGUUUCUUAAUUUUUUUUAUCCAGGACUCCUCAAUCGCAUUCUCGUGAGUUCAGGAUUAUAUAAUCCAGCAAUUAAACAUAGAAAUAUAUUAAUUAAACAUAUUAAAAAUCAAGUUUGUAAACGUUUGAAAGGGAAAGCAAAAUAUGGUGAUUCUUGGAAACGUCCUGAUGAUUUACUUCAAGAUAUUAUAGAACAAGAAAAUAUUGACUUUAAUAAUGUUAAUUAUCCAUCAUUAGCUGACAAAAUGCUUUUAUUUCUUUUCGCUUCAAUUCAUACGACAUCAAACGGUUGUGCAAAUGCUUUCAUGGAUUUAGCUUCUCAUCCUCAAUAUAUACAAGAAUUAUAUGAAGAACAAUUGGAAGUACAUAAAGAAGCUGAUGAGAAUGGUGUGCUUCCAUUUGAAGCUCUUGAUAAUAUGAAGAAAUUAGAUAGUUUUAUUAGAGAAUCUUUAAGAUUAACUGGUCACAUAUUAGCACUUGAUCAUUCUGUAUUAAAAGAUUAUACUUUCUCUAAUGGUUUACAAUUACCAAAAGAUCAUACAGUUAAGAUUUAUGUUGAUGAUAUUUAUCAAGAUGAAUUGUUACAAGGUCCAAAUCCGAAAUCAUUUGAACCAUUUAGACAUGUAGAUACAAAUGUUCCUGCGUCAAAAAUUGGUAAAAAUUUUAUGUUAUUUGGAGGUGGUAAACACGCAUGUCCUGGAAGACAUUUUGCUAUAAACGAAAUCAAAUUUUUUUUGCAUAACAUUAUCUUAAAAUAUAAUAUUUGUACAAAGAGUGGUAAAAUUGAAGGAAGAAGGAUGUACGGUCCAACUGCAUACCCAAGUUCUAGUGGAAUUAUUAUCGAAAAGAGGGUUAAGUGAAAUUUAGAAAAUGAAAAAAUAAUGUGUGGUAUCAAGAAAAUUUAUAUAUUGGAAAUUAAAUCUAAUUAAAUCUUUUACGUUGUAAAAUGUAAAAUUUAUAAAAUUUUUUUUUAUUCGAUUGUAAGUUAUGAAAUUUAAAAUAAUGAAAAUUAUAAAAAAUUUACUUUACACUUGGUGCAAAAUAGCAGAAAAUUUUAUAACUUAUAUUAUCCAAAAAUGCGUAGUUAUAUUAGUAACACUUUUAUCCCGGUGAUCCAAGUACAGUCUAACCUCGAUAUACCGAUAUUCGAUAUACCGAUAUAUUAUU
Messenger RNA from Rhizophagus irregularis DAOM 181602=DAOM 197198, 1854 nucleotides. RefSeq lists its product as uncharacterized. NCBI's taxonomy places the organism in Eukaryota, Fungi, Glomeromycota, Glomeromycetes, Glomerales, Glomeraceae. Gene Ontology annotation, molecular function: oxidoreductase activity, acting on paired donors, with incorporation or reduction of molecular oxygen; monooxygenase activity; iron ion binding. The record is from RefSeq and is a predicted model, not a curated record.